AUGUCCAAGUUCGGAGUCCUCGUGAUGGGCCCUGCUGGUGCCGGCAAGACCACCUUCUGCAAUGCCAUCAUCCAACACCUCCAAAACUCUCGCCGCAGUUGUUUCUACGUCAACCUCGACCCCGCCGCCGAAUCAUUCCAGUACGAUCCGGACCUCGACAUCCGCGAACUCAUCACCCUCGAAGAUGUAAUGGAAGAACUUGAGUUGGGCCCCAACGGCGGCCUUAUAUACUGUUUUGAGUUUCUGAUGCAGAACCUGGAUUUCCUGACCGAAGCGCUGGAUCCGUUGAGUGAGGAAUAUUUGAUCAUCUUUGACAUGCCCGGCCAGAUCGAGCUGUAUACGCACAUCCCGCUUCUGCCGACACUCACCAACUUCCUCAGCCGCCAAGGUCCCCUGAAUAUAUCGUUAUGUGCCGCGUAUCUGCUUGAGAGUACCUUUGUCAUUGACAAGGCCAAGUUUUUCGCAGGCACAUUGAGCGCAAUGUCUGCUAUGAUCCUGUUGGAAAUGCCCCACAUCAACAUAUUGAGCAAGAUGGAUCAAAUCAAAGACAUGGUUGGGCGCCGGAGAUUAAAACGAUUCAUCAAUGUCGAUGUACAACUGUUAGAUGAAGACGAUAAUACAGAUGAGAAACAACCGAAAUCGAUAACACAAGACGAUGACGAUAUGGAAGAACAUGAACAAGAUAUGGAUCUGCGAGUUGACCCAUCCUCAAAAGACGAAUUGAUGAGCGGCGGUUCUUUUCAUCGUCUGAAUAAAGCAGUCGGUCAACUGAUUGAUGAUUUCAGCAUGGUCUCGUUCCUACAGUUGGAUGCCUCGGACGAAGAUAGCGUAGGUGCGAUUUUGAGUUAUAUCGAUGAUGCGAUUCAAUACAACGAAGCACAAGAGCCACGGGAACCGCGUGAUGCACAAGAGGUGGAUUAUGAGGAUGCCGAAGUUUGA
Talaromyces amestolkiae is the source of this 939-nucleotide messenger RNA. RefSeq lists its product as uncharacterized. Gene Ontology annotation, molecular function: ATP hydrolysis activity; GTPase activity. The record is from RefSeq and is a predicted model, not a curated record. The transcript has a single exon. Bases 1 to 939 code for a protein of 312 amino acids. Lineage: Eukaryota; Fungi; Ascomycota; Eurotiomycetes; Eurotiales; Trichocomaceae.